CACACACACACACACACACACACAAAGAGAGAGAGACAGGACCGACACACACCCCGAGCAUCAGAAGCAGGAUCAGCUCAGCCAGCGGAGCACCUGACGACCUGCUUCCUGCCACGCAGCCCACUGACUCCAGGAUGUUCGGCGGGGUGUCGGGGCGGAUCCAGCAUGAGCGGCGGCGUGCCGAGGGGCUGGGCUCCCACCAGCAGGCCCUGCGGUUCCUGCAGCAGGACUUCCAGGCCCUGCAGCAGGAGCUCCUGCAGGACGGCCAGCUGUUCCAGGACCCCACGUUCCCCGCAGAACCCGCCUCGCUGGGCUUCAAGGAGCUGGCACCGCACUCCUCCAAGACCCGCGGGGUGGAGUGGAAGAGACCCACGGAGCUGACGGACAGCCCCCAGUUCAUUGUGGGCGGAGCCACCAGGACGGACAUCUGCCAGGGGGCGCUGGGGGACUGCUGGCUGCUGGCUGCCAUCGCCUCCCUGACGCUGAACGAGACCCUCCUCCACAGGGUGGUCCCUCACGGCCAGAGCUUCCAGCACGACUACGCCGGCAUCUUCCACUUCCAGUUCUGGCAGUAUGGAGAGUGGGUGGACGUGGUGAUUGACGACCGCCUGCCGGUCAAAGAUGGAGAGCUGCUGUUCGUCCAUUCGGCCGAGGGCAGCGAGUUCUGGAGCGCCCUGCUGGAGAAAGCCUACGCCAAGCUGAACGGCUCGUACGAGGCCCUGUCCGGCGGCAGCACCACCGAGGGCUUCGAGGACUUCACGGGCGGCGUGGCCGAGAUGUUCGAGCUGAGACGAGCACCGAGGGAGCUGCCCCGCAUCAUCAGCCAGGCCCUGCAGAGGGGCUCCCUGCUGGGCUGCUCCAUCGACAUCACCAGCGCCUUUGACAUGGAGGCCGUCACCUUCAAGAAGCUGGUCAAAGGCCACGCCUACUCCGUCACCGGGCUCAGACAGGUGGAUUAUCGUGGCCGCAGCGAGCGUCUGAUCCGCAUCAGGAACCCCUGGGGUCAGAUCGAAUGGACCGGAGCCUGGAGCGACAACUCGUCGGAGUGGGACGGCGUGGACCCGGCUGUGAAGGACGAGCUGCUCUGCAGGAUGGAGGACGGAGAGUUCUGGAUGUCGUUCCAGGACUUCCUGCGUCAGUUCUCCAGGCUGGAGGUCUGUAGUUUGACUCCGGACGCUCUGAGUGCCGACGCUCAGAGCUUCUGGUCCACGGUGAAGUUUGAGGGCGGCUGGAGGCGCGGCAGCACGGCCGGCGGCUGCAGGAACCACCCCAACACGUUCUGGAUCAACCCUCAGUACAAGGUGGUGCUGCUGGAGGAGGACGACGACCCCGACGACGACGAGGCCGCCUGCAGCUUCCUGGUGGCUCUGAUGCAGAAGGACCGCCGCCGCUUCCGCCGCCACGGCCAGGACCUGCACACCAUCGGCUUCGCCAUCUACCAGGUUCCUGACGAGUUCCGGGGCUGUCAGAGCGUCCACCUGAAGAAGGAUUUCUUCCUGCGCCACUCGUCCUGCGCUCGCUCUGAGACCUUCAUCAACCUGCGGGAGGUGAGCGCCAGGCUCCGCCUCCCGCCCGGCGAGUACCUCAUCGUCCCGUCCACCUUCGAGCCCGGCAAGGAGGCCGACUUCGUGCUGCGCGUCUUCACCGAGAAGCAGUCUGAGACGCAGGAGCUGGAUGAUGAGGUGGUGGCAAACUUCGAUGAGGAGGAGGAGGUGUCAGAGAGUGACAUCGACGACUCCUUCCGGUCUCUGUUCGCCCAGCUGUCAGGAGAUGACAUGGAGAUCUCAGUGCGAGAGCUCAGGACGAUCCUGAACCGCGUUGUUUCCAAACACAGAGACCUGAAGACCGACGGCUUCAGCAUGGAGUCCUGCAGGGCCAUGGUCAGCCUCAUGGACAAAGACGGCAGCGCUCGGCUCGGGCUGCUGGAGUUCCAGAUUCUGUGGAACAAGAUCAGGAAGUGGCUGGGAAUCUUCCGGGAGUUUGACCUCGACAAGUCGGGCUGCAUGAGCUCGUAUGAAAUGCGUCUGGCUUUGGAAAACGCCGGCUUCAAGCUCAACAACCGGCUCUUCCAGAUGUUGGUCGCCAGAUACGCCGACAACGAGAUCAUCGACUUCGACAACUUCACCUGCUGCCUGGUCAAACUGGUGGCCAUGUUCAAGGCUUUCCGGGAGCUGGACCAGAGCGGGACAGGAUGUGUGGAGGUCAACCUCACCGAGUGGCUCUACAUGACCAUGUGUGGCUGAGGCUCCGCCCACAGGAAGUGGAAACAGCAGCCAUUCUGAGUCAAAGUGCCUCCAACCCUCCAGCCUCCCUGCUGCACCACCAACACACACCACUGACACCCUGCACCAUGUACUACUGCAGUGUUACUGCAGUACUACUCUGUGCCACUGCAGUACUACACUGUACUACAUUAUACUGCACUGUACUACCCUGUGCUACUGCAAUACUACACUGUACUACUAUAGCACUACACUGUACUGCAGUGUACUACUGCAGUACUAAACUGUACUUAACUGUACUACUGCUGUACUACACUGUACUACUACAGCACUAGACUGUACUGCACUGUGCUACACUGUACUACUGCAGUACUAAACUGUACUUCACAGUACCACUGCAGUACUAACACACCUGACAUAUGUUCACCCUGCAGAGCCACACUGAGCUAAUACUGCUGCAGUACAGCUGUAGUACCAUAGUACUGCUACUGUAACAUAGCACGUUAAAUAGUACUAUGGAACUGCAUCAGUACUACAAUACAGCAUCAGUACUGCAGUACUGGUACUUCUUUGUCUUCCUUUCUGACUGUGAGCUAAACACCAGAAAUCCUGCAAUACUGCCUCAGUGUGAGUACAGCAUGGUACACGCAGUACUGAUACUAGCUGACUGCAGUACUGCAGUAGUACUGAAGGCUGUCAGCUGUUUCCCUGCCUGACCUGCAGCUCGUCUGUUAAGUCGCCCUGAGGCUCGUCUGAGAGGCAGAGACCAAGCCCUGCAUGCCUCUAGACACGCCCCUUUCCCUGGACACGCCCCUCCACCGGACACGCCCUCCCUCUUCCCCGGACACGCCUCCCUCCACUCUUCAGGCUGUGGGCGUGUCCCCAGCAGGCUGUGGGCGUGUCCUGAGGUGGGCGUGUCCAGGUGCUGUGCGGCGGGCUGCAGGCAGGGGGCGCUGUGACAUGAACCUGCAUGUUUAGACUGAAGCACUAGUGACGCUGUAGCUUUACCUCAGCAGACUGAGCCUGAGAGCCUCCAGCAGCACAUCACACACUGAUCAGCUCGUUAUUGAUCACAUCAGCAUGUUAUUGAUCAGAAACAUCACAAAACAAUCUGAUCAGGAACCAGGACAGAGAAACUCAGCAUGCAGUUUGCUCUCCUAACAGGAAGUGAUGCGGGUCGGGACAGGAAGUGAUGUGGAUGUGCUGCGUGCGGCUCGGGUUCAGCUGCAAACUGUUUAGUAUUUAACCUCAGCAGCUCGUCGCUCUGUAGAGGAGCGCUUAGCCUCGCCUGCCUUCACCUGAAUAAAAGACAAACACCUGA
This is a messenger RNA of Myripristis murdjan (pinecone soldierfish), 3543 nucleotides long. It is a transcript of the gene capn1b, whose product is annotated as calpain 1, (mu/I) large subunit b. Gene Ontology annotation, cellular component: cytoplasm. Lineage: Eukaryota; Metazoa; Chordata; Actinopteri; Holocentriformes; Holocentridae. The transcript has 23 exons. Gene Ontology annotation, biological process: proteolysis. Gene Ontology annotation, molecular function: calcium ion binding; calcium-dependent cysteine-type endopeptidase activity. Bases 135 to 2243 code for a protein of 702 amino acids. The record is from RefSeq and is a predicted model, not a curated record.